AUGGACGACAUCCAGCUCUGCAAUGACAUUAUGGACCUGAAGCAGGAGCUACAGAAUUUGGUUGCCAUCCCAGAAAAAGAAAAGACCAAGCUGCAAAAGCAGAGAGAGGAUGAGCUAAUCCAGAAGAUCCACAAGCUGGUGCAGAAGAGAGACUUUCUGGUGGAUGAUGCAGAGGUCGAGCGGCUAAGGGAGCAAGAAGAAGACAAGGAAAUGGCGGAUUUCCUGAGAAUCAAGUUAAAACCUCUAGAUAAAGUAACCAAAUCUCCAGCCAGCUCCCGAGCAGAGAAGAAAGCAGAGCCCCCACCUAGCAAGCCCACAGUGGCCAAGACUGGGCUGGCACUCAUCAAGGAUUGCUGCGGGGCCACCCAGUGUAAUAUCAUGUAG
Enhydra lutris kenyoni (northern sea otter) is the source of this 384-nucleotide messenger RNA. RefSeq lists its product as uncharacterized. Lineage: Eukaryota; Metazoa; Chordata; Mammalia; Carnivora; Mustelidae. The transcript is spliced from 4 exons. Bases 1 to 384 code for a protein of 127 amino acids. Gene Ontology annotation, cellular component: microtubule cytoskeleton. The record is from RefSeq and is a predicted model, not a curated record. Gene Ontology annotation, biological process: negative regulation of microtubule depolymerization.